GUUUUGAUUUAGUCCAUCCUCUUCCUAACUCACGUUCCUCCUCUCUGUUUUUCCUUCUAACUUCAUUUUCUACAUUAAAACUUCCAUUAAUGUUCCUAUCUCCUAUUUGAUUAGAGAAUUAUAAAAUAAGAAAAAACUGAGAAAAAUGAUUCCACAACAAUGGACGCCGCCUUGUAACAAACAAUGCACCAAUAAAUUCUCUGCUCUCACCCAAAUUCCUUGGAGAGUUUUUUGCAAAAAGGCGUGCGAUGCUGAUGGAGAUACAUGGGAGGAGUGUUUGGAAGAAUGUGAGGAGAUGUGCUAUAAGGGUCCAGUUCUGAAAGAUCAACAAUGGAGUGCUUAUAUUGAUCGUGCCCCUGGUUCUGCUACCCAAUCUGAGGAUUGCCAUCGUGCUUGUGUAGCUGGCUGUGGUUUCAAGUUUGAUAUCCCAUCUGAGAAAGUAAAUAAAAUACAAUCAAGCAGAUCAUCCAAGCCUCUUGUAGAAGAGGAACCAACUGAUAAGCACAAGACCACUGCCUGAAGCCAGUUGAACUAUAUAUGGCAUAUAUAUUCUGGACAUUCACAUAAAUCAUAAUGAAGAUAAUUUUGACAUUUUCUACAAUUGAUUGUGCAAUAGGCAAGAAUAGCAUAUAUAAUAGUAUAUUCUAAGGAUUACUACUUUAGUUCAAAGAUUUGUUUUAAGGCAGAUCACAUGGGGUGAAAGUUGAGUUUAUAUACUUGGUUUAAAAGCACAUGGAGGAAGUUUUUGUACAAUUUUGAAACAAACAAGCAAUCAAAAGAUUAUAUCAAUUGAAACAAUUAGAAAGAUUAAUAUGCUA
Messenger RNA from Nicotiana attenuata, 818 nucleotides. RefSeq lists its product as uncharacterized. The transcript is spliced from 5 exons. Bases 146 to 520 code for a protein of 124 amino acids. Lineage: Eukaryota; Viridiplantae; Streptophyta; Magnoliopsida; Solanales; Solanaceae. The record is from RefSeq and is a predicted model, not a curated record.